Messenger RNA from Arabidopsis lyrata subsp. lyrata, 1280 nucleotides. RefSeq lists its product as uncharacterized. The transcript has 2 exons. The coding region runs from base 343 to 825 and encodes 160 amino acids. The record is from RefSeq and is a predicted model, not a curated record. NCBI's taxonomy places the organism in Eukaryota, Viridiplantae, Streptophyta, Magnoliopsida, Brassicales, Brassicaceae.
UUGGCAUAACAGAGCAGUUUAUAUAAUUGAGAAAUCAAUUUAUGAAAUACUCUAUAUUUUCCAAACACAUACAUACCACAAUUAAAGACAUGUAAAAAAGCAAAAGGACACAAACUAUAAACUAUCAUUUCUCUUUUCGUUAAUGUGUAUAUGAUAAUUAUGAUCCUUAAAAAAGCUGAUGCUACCUGUAAAAAAGUUGCUCAUGUGUCCCCCUGCCAACAUCAUUAAUCAUCAUCAUCAACCCAACCUCCUCCGGUAACCGGUAACUGGUAAACGCCGGUCAACUCUCUGCUUUAACUACACUACGACCCGGUCACAAUUUUUGCACACUCUUCUUAAACAAUGCAUGCCCUCACCAACUCCGGCGCCGUACUUCUCGCCGUGUUACUCUUCUUCCUCCUCGUUCUCCUCGCCGAGCUCUCUUACAUCUUUUGUCGCCGCACCGGAUCUUUACCGUCUCCGGCAAGUAAAGAGAUGGAGGAGGAUGUUGUUGCUGCGGCGGCGCCGGAAGAGGAUUUGUUUGCGGUGGACAAGUGGCGAGUGUCGAGGCUUCUCUUCACAAUCGAGGAAGAGGAUUUGGAACUGGAAGAUGAAGAUGAUGAUGUGGUCUCUGCGAAGGAGGAUAAUGACGGCGAACUCCGAGUUGACAUUCCGGUGGAAUAUUCCGGCGAUCCAACUCCGUUCUUGACGCCGUGCGACUCACCUCCUUACUUCACUCCUUCGCCAUCUCCUGGUCGGGAUAUGGAUGACGUCAUUGAUGUUUAUGACGUCAACAGCAGAAACAGAAACUGUUGUUUCAAUUUCCAAGGCUCUCAGAUGUGUUAACAUUUUUUGCUUAAUUCCAGUGGUUUUACAGAUUAGGUGGAACAGUUUCGUAAUUAUCUAUGGGUUUUGUCGGAAUUAUUUUUUCUUGUUUUUAACUUUGUCGUCAUUUUUUUCCGGCAAUUUUGAUAUUCACCAAGACCUCAUAUAUUCUAAUUCUACGUAUAUAAGUUAGGUUCUACGUACAUAUUAAAAAUAGGACGUAAUGUGUUCAGUCGUGGAGAUGACGACGCUAAGAAGAUGAUGAUGAUGAUGUAAAAGAGGGAGGGAUGGUUGCGUUUUGGUUUCUUGGAUUUUGAAUGUACGUAGAAACAAACUUAUUUUUAUUUGGUUUGGUUCAUUGAAACUACUUUUGGUUAUAAGUUGCGUUGUUGUUACCUAAAUGAACCAAACUGUUAUGGGAACUCGAUUUUCCUUGUGUUUGAUUUCCGUUUAAUUUUAAGUUGAUUGUUUUUGUG